Molecule: messenger RNA, 690 nt
Organism: Rangifer tarandus platyrhynchus (Svalbard reindeer)
Lineage: Eukaryota; Metazoa; Chordata; Mammalia; Artiodactyla; Cervidae
Source: the annotation of a GenBank genome assembly
AUGUCUUUCCUCCAGGAUCCCAGUUUCUUCAGCAUGGGAAUGUGGUCCAUUGGUGCGGGGGCCAUUGGAGCCGCUGCCUUGGCACUGCUCCUGGCCAACACAGACAUGUUUCUGGCCAAGCCCCAUAAAGCAGCAUUGGAGUAUCUGGAGGACAUAGACCUGAAAACACUGGAGAAGGAUGCAGUAACUUUUAAAGCAAAGGCACUCUGGGAGAAGAAUGGAGCUGUGAUUAUGGCUGUGCGGAGGCCAGGCUGCUUCCUCUGUCGGGAGGAGGCUGCAGAUUUGUCCUCCCUGAGGUCCAAGUUGGACGAGCUGGGCGUCCCCCUCUAUGCAGUGGUAAAGGAGCACAUCAAGAAUGAAGUUAAGGACUUCCAGCCUUAUUUCAAAGGAGAAAUCUUCUUGGAUGAAGAGAAAAAGUUCUAUGGCCCACAGAGACGGAAGAUGGUGUUCAUGGGAUUUGUCCGUCUGGGCGUCUGGCGAAACUUCUUCCGGGCCUGGAAUGGAGGCUUUUCUGGAAACCUUGAAGGCGAGGGCUUCAUCCUUGGGGGAGUCUUUGUGAUGGGACCAGGAAAGCAGGGCAUUCUUCUCGAGCACCGAGAAAAGGAAUUUGGAGACAAAGUAAACCUGACUUCUGUUCUGGAAGCUGCUAGGAAGAUCAGACCACAGACUUCAGCCUCAGAGGAAAAAUGA